AUGAUGCGGCAAGCUGGAAAGAACAAGCACAAGGCUAUUCAGACUACUCAUUUCAAGAAGAAGAAGAUGAACAUGGACGAGGUUGUGUGUUUCGUUUGCGGUGAGACUGGGCAAUUUGCUAAGAAGUGCAAGAACCGCAAGGGCAAGAAGAAUCAGCCAGGAUAG
Messenger RNA from Miscanthus lutarioriparius, 165 nucleotides. The record is from the annotation of a GenBank genome assembly. NCBI's taxonomy places the organism in Eukaryota, Viridiplantae, Streptophyta, Magnoliopsida, Poales, Poaceae.